Molecule: messenger RNA, 180 nt
Organism: Cooperia oncophora
Lineage: Eukaryota; Metazoa; Nematoda; Chromadorea; Rhabditida; Trichostrongylidae
Source: the annotation of a GenBank genome assembly
AUGAAUCCGCACCGUGCAGUGCCGUACUCGUCCCAAGCCAAAAAACACAAACUCCAGACCAACCCACUUCUAGUACGUGUCGAGAAGAAAGCUGGUCAUGGUGGAGGGGGUGUCUACUGUCAACCAGAUAGCUGGAUAUGUCGAUACAUACAGUUUCCUGCAGAGAGUCCUGAACAUUGA